Acytostelium subglobosum LB1 is the source of this 585-nucleotide messenger RNA. RefSeq lists its product as hypothetical. The record is from RefSeq and is a predicted model, not a curated record. Gene Ontology annotation, molecular function: protein binding. The coding region runs from base 1 to 585 and encodes 194 amino acids. The transcript has a single exon. Lineage: Eukaryota; Evosea; Eumycetozoa; Acytosteliales; Acytosteliaceae.
AUGCCUGUUGGGUUCGCAGGAACGUACAUCCCGACGGCAUACGAUGGCGACCGCCACAUCUACCUUGUUGGCGGAUUUUUGAUUGAUGGUGAAACCAACCAGAGAUCGAUCAUUGAACGAGUGGACCGCUUCAACAUUGACACUCAACAAUUCGAUCAUGUUGGAGCUCUGGCGAUCGUGACUUCAACAGAGAUAUUCUUCCACAACAACCUGAUCUAUGUUGUGGGUGCUGAAGGUCUGCACACAUUCAAUGUUCUCAGCCGCGAGACACUGGAGUUCUUAAAGUUCGACACUCUAGUGCCCAUUUGCAGUUGUUUCGAUGGCGCUGACAACAUCUACAUAAUGUCCAAAGACACGUUCACACGAUUCACACUGUCCACCAAGCAAUCGGUCCAGCUGUCAAUGGGUCCAAAGCCCAACAAAAAUCAAGUGAUCUUUUAUGAUGGACAUCGUGGCCUCAUCUUUUCCUUUGGCAACAGAUCCAAGAGCCAUCAAUACUCAAUAAGUGAUAACGAAUGGACAACUCACAAUGCUGAGAUUGACAGAGAAAGUGUUAUCGAUGGAGGAUGUUUGGUUCGUGAUUGA